This is a messenger RNA of Fusarium musae, 1968 nucleotides long. RefSeq lists its product as uncharacterized. The transcript is spliced from 5 exons. The record is from RefSeq and is a predicted model, not a curated record. The coding region runs from base 1 to 1968 and encodes 655 amino acids. Gene Ontology annotation, molecular function: DNA-binding transcription factor activity, RNA polymerase II-specific; zinc ion binding. Lineage: Eukaryota; Fungi; Ascomycota; Sordariomycetes; Hypocreales; Nectriaceae. Gene Ontology annotation, biological process: regulation of DNA-templated transcription.
AUGCCCCAGACCAACCCCCAACAAUCAUCAACAGCUUCUAGAACUGGUUCCUUGCGCCCUUUGUUACCAGCAGAAAAAGGAUCACAGCCGCCGCCGCCCCCUCAAAAGCGCACUAUAACACAGCGUAGGCUCAAUCCUGUCUUGGCUGCUUGCGAGCCAUGCCGUAAAUACAAGGUCAAGUGUUCUGGAGAGAGGCCAGCAUGUCGUCGCUGUCUUCAGCGCAGACUCGCCUGCUUCUUUGUUGCGCGACCAGGCGAAACUCGAUCACAGGCACUAAACCGAUGUACUCACGAGACCAGCGAGGGCUCGAGUCAACGCUCACGUGUCUACGAGGAACUCGUCGGGCUGCUGAAGAACUUGCCCGACCAGGAUGCCCAGGCCAUCCUGCAAAGGCUCAGGUCCGGGACGGACGCCGCAUCAGUUGUCAAUCAGGCUAGAGUAGGCAAUGUGUUGCUUCAGAUGGCCGUCGUUCCCGAGACACGAUUACGAUAUGAGUUCCCGUACAGAUCAGAAAUGCCCAAAGAGUUUGAGCUCAACAAUCCUUAUCUGAACUCAAUGUUGUAUGAAACAGCCUCUCUCUAUUCUCAACACCAGACUUCAGGGACGAUCCUACCCGGACAUCUCGCCAGUCUGGGUUCCGAAGAGCAGAGAAGCCCUUACUUGAAGCCCUUUCACGCAGCGCAAGUAUUCGAUCCUCUGCUUUCUGAUGUCAAAGUCUCUGCGUGGACCAGCGUUUGUGACGACGACAAUCUCAUGCGAGACCUUUUAACUCUACUUUUCCGUUGCGACAACCGCGUCGAGUAUUGGAAUCCGAACACUCUUGCCUAUCGCUUCAUUGCCGAGGCCAAGCGACUAUGGGAGCUGGAGGCUUCUAUCCCGCGUAUGACUACCAUUCAGGCAGGUAUCCUUUUCAGCGUGUUUCAUAAUCUUUGUGGGUUAGACGAAGUCGGGAAACCUUAUAGAGUGCAUGCUGUGGCGUUGGCAAACCAGCUUCGCAUCUUCGACACCAUCGACGUUGAUCAGAGCAAGAGGAUACAGAGAGGCACUCAAAACCUGGCAUGGGCUAUGUACAACUGGGAAACGAGUCUCUCUGCUUUCUCGUUUAUGCUAUCGCCGCUCAUCAAGAAGCCACCAAAAUGGCCGCUUCCAGAUCCUUCAGAAGACCCGUCGUGGUAUGGCGAAAUAUGGGUUAAAUACCCAUUGAAUCACGGGCUUUCAUCCAUGUGUUUUGCAAAAGUUAUCCAUGCUCGAAGCCGGUUCCGGAUCAUCAUGAAUGAUUAUUGUGACGCAGCAUACUCAGAAGGUUCCAAGGUAGGGGUUAGCCUGGCCUAUCAGUUUCGCGAAAGGCUGGAGGAAUGGUACGAAAACCUGCCCGCAUCUCUUACUCCUAGGAGAAUUGUUCUUCCUGGGCAGCUACAGCUACAUAUGUACUAUCAUCACCUACUAUUGACGAUCUUCGAGCCUCUUCACGAUGCAGAAACGACUCGAGAGCCGUCUCCGCAGCGUAUAGUAGCUGACUCCAAGAAGAACAUGCAGACACUUGUCAGGCUGUACUACCUCCGACACGGAUUCGAAGCAAUGGACCUCUUCAUCGUCAUCCCAUUGAUGGUGAUGGGUUAUGAUAGUAUAGAUGCCAUCAAGGAAGAUACACCGGCAGAAGAAAUUGAGCUGCUGCGAUCAACUCUCAUUCUGAUAGCCCAAGGCCUCUACUACCAACGAAGAAACCACUACCUGGCGCAAGCACUCUUUAGAGUCAUCCGAGGCAAAAUGCGCCCCCAGGAGAUUGGCUUGCUGAAGAAUUCCAUGGCGCUGGAUAGAUACGAGGCUGAUCCAGAGCCGAAGAUGGCAGUGGCUGUUCGAAGUCAUUGGCCAGUGAGCGUUGUUAAGAAGCAUGAGGACAUGGAGUCACACAUCCUGACCAAUCUCGUGGAGAACUUUGGUCAUGUCAAUGUUGAGGAAAUCCUAUGA